CCUUGUACUCGUGGUUGUUUUUGGAGAACAAUUUUGAACUGACAGUUCAAAUCUUUAAUCUAAUAUGUGUCUUUAAUAACCUGACCUACUCUACUUAACUGACUUUACCGUUGAAUGUUGUCAGUUCAAGCAGCAGCAGUAGAUUUAGUUUUGUACGAUUAAGCAAAGUUGAAAAUAACAAUAUGGCAAUAACUUUAUACCAUUUUCCAAAAAGUGCACCCUCAAGAGGAGCUCUUCUAUCUGCCAGAGCUGUCGGAGUGGACUUAGAUGUACAAAUUGUCGAUUUAUUCAAGAAAGAACAACUUAAGGAGGACUUUAUUAAGAUCAACCCUCAGCACUGUGUUCCAACACUUGUGGAUGGUGACCUCACCAUUUGGGAUAGCCAUGCAAUCUCUUGCUACUUAGCCACUGCGUAUGGUAAAGAUGAUAGCUUAUACCCAAAAAACCCAAGAAAGAGAGCACUAAUUAAUCAGAGGCUAUAUUUUGAUUGUGGAACUCUUUAUCCUAGGAUUCGAGCAAUAUGUUAUCCAAUACUCUACUUGGGAGAAGAUCAAAUUCUCGACGAACAAAAAGGUCCUUUAGAAGAAGCAUUGGGAUUUCUGGAUGUAUUUCUAGAAGGAAAUGAGUUUGUAUGUGGUGAUAAACUGACAAUAGCUGAUUGUUCUUUGGUUGCCUCUGUUUCUAGUAUUGUAGCUGUCGGAUGGGAUAUCAGUCCGUAUUCUAAUGUCGCCACAUGGGCUGCCAGAUGUGCUCUAUCCAUUCCCAAAUAUGAAGAAGCUAACCAGAAAGGUGCUGAUGAAUUUGGAAAGGCAGUUAAAAGUAAAAUGGCCCCUGGUCAACUCUAAGAUAUAAAUUAUAUUUAAUACAUCAAAUAAAAGUUUUUAUAUUUUGUUAUGAA
Molecule: messenger RNA, 898 nt
Organism: Leptinotarsa decemlineata (Colorado potato beetle)
Lineage: Eukaryota; Metazoa; Arthropoda; Insecta; Coleoptera; Chrysomelidae
Product: glutathione S-transferase 1
Biological process (GO): glutathione metabolic process
Molecular function (GO): glutathione transferase activity
Source: RefSeq, a predicted model, not a curated record